AUGUGGGAACACGCGGUCUCGCUUCUGGGAGACAUGAAACGCGUGCUGGUGACACCCAACGAUGUCAGCUACAACUCGGCAAUCAGCAGCUGCGCAGAUGUCGGGGAGUGGCGCUUGGCACUGCAGCUCCUGGAACAGCUACCCGGAGAGCUGGUGCGGACUGAUGCCAUUUCCUUCAGCGCUGCCAUCACAUCCUGCGGACAAGCCGGUCAGUGGCAGAGAGCUCUGGUUCUCCUGGCAUCUAUGCUGCAGGCAGCCGUGGAGCCGAAUCAGCUCUGUCUCAGCGCCGGCAUCUUCGCAGCUGCAAACGGGUGCGAAUGGGAGGUCGCCUUGGCCUUGCUACAGAACAUCUUGGAGACCAGGAUGUCGCCGGAUGGAGUCAGCUGGAGUACUGCAAUUUCUGCUUGUGAGAAGAGUAGCCGAUGGCAGCUGGCCUCCUACCUUCUCGUAUCUAUGCCAAAUGCCGACAUAUCACCGGAUGAGUACGGCUUUAACUCGGCCAUUGCGGCCUGUGAGCGCGUCUGCAGGGAGCGUGCGAGCAGCUUCGACUGUUAG
Symbiodinium sp. CCMP2456 is the source of this 555-nucleotide messenger RNA. NCBI's taxonomy places the organism in Eukaryota, Dinophyceae, Suessiales, Symbiodiniaceae. The record is from the annotation of a GenBank genome assembly.